Molecule: messenger RNA, 3698 nt
Organism: Brienomyrus brachyistius
Lineage: Eukaryota; Metazoa; Chordata; Actinopteri; Osteoglossiformes; Mormyridae
Product: 2-iminobutanoate/2-iminopropanoate deaminase-like
Exons: 7
Coding region: 1451-1861 (136 amino acids)
Cellular component (GO): cytosol
Molecular function (GO): deaminase activity
Source: RefSeq, a predicted model, not a curated record
AAACUAUUGCUAUAACUAGUAGUUACUGUCUGCACUGUAGGGGUAUAGGGCAUAUUUGAAGACGUGGUUUAGGAGUACAGUCCAUAUUUAAAUACGUGAUACAAGGGUAUAGCUUAUAUUUAUUUUAAAGACACUUAAAUGGAAAUUUUUGAAAACUCAGCAACACAAUCAAUGCCUUGGGAGGGAGUUUGAUAGUGGGGUGAAGGGGACACAAUUUAUUAAUUAAAACACAAAGAUCUUUUUAUUGGGGGAGGUAAAUGGAGCCAAAGGCAAACAUGUAAGGGGACUUGUGAAACUCUGCGUGCACCUCAUAUGAGUUAAAGGCAGACUCCAUGGUGUCGACAGCCUCGGGUCACACAGGUACCAUCCCGAGACUGUAAACGACUUGCCACAAACACACAGUAUGCAUGGUGCUAUUGAGCAGAGAGGGAACCACGAGGAAGACAGCACCAUGAAGGGUGGGCUUUCAUGAGCAGCCAGCUGUGAGUCUGGUUUAAUCAUUAAACACUAUAUUUCUGCUCUUUUCUCAGAGCUCCCGUUUUCUUCUCAGGAAUUGUAAGUACUUUGAACUUGGAAGUGCUGGCUGUGUUGCGCUCUGUGUUGGUCUGUCUGUCUGUGUUUUGUCGCCAUUUUGGUGAUGGACUGGUUAUCCGCAUUAACUGUAAUAACUGAUGAUUUUUAUGGGCAUUAUUAGUAUUGCACAAGACAUAAUAAUUAUAAGAAAAAGAUAAACCACUAUAAAAUGAGGAAAGACAGCAAACACGGAUUGUUUGUAGACAGCAGUGCUUAUAUAUUGUGUUGUGGGUCUGUUUUUAAUUUUGAUCUUUAACAGGAAAUGCAACCUUGCUACAACCUCAAAACCUUCAUUUUCUUCUGUCAUGGAAAACACCCUGUACUUGGACUGCACACUGUGACCACAUGCAUCCCACAUUGGUCAUUAUCUGUCGUCUAUCCCCUAACCAGUUACUUCUGACGUUUGCCGUUUUAUAGAGUAAAAUGGAGGCAAUUCAGUUUAUAAGGGAUUUUGACUGCUAUUAUGGUUAUGAUCUCAGUUCCGUUUUUGAAUGCUGAUAGAUUUUAUAGUUUUGUGUACAAAAUAAGGAUUAUAUCCAUGGCCAAUUCUUAAACGGCGUCCACGCACGAUGGAAACAUCUGGAAACGAUUUAAAAGCACUAGUGUAUGGGAUCCAUUUGGCUGGAAAGGUACUAUAUUUAAGCAAUAAGCGAGAGAAAUGGAAGGAAAUGGUAAUGGUUUUAAACCAUAAUCUGUGUAUGUUAUUCCUUGUUAGCGUGCAGACUGGCCAGUAUAUAGUGAAGCAAUAGGCUAUGGUUACUUUCCAUAUACGGUCGUUUGACGAGAGGCGUGUCGUCGUUAACAUGACAUCUUAAAAAAUUAAACUGGGUUUAACCCCAUUCAUCUGUCCGUUUUGAAGCUGUGUGGUUUGAACACGAUGGCGUCAAUUAAGCGGUCGAUUCCCUACACUGACAAAGCGCCGGUGAGGCAGGGCAUCUACAGCCAGGCAGUCGUGGUGGGCCAAACCGUAUAUGUCUCAGGACAGCUCGGAUUGGACCCCGUGUCGGGACAGCUGGUGACUGGAGGGGUGCAGGCCCAGGCUAAGCAGGCUCUGACUAACAUGGGGGAGAUUCUGAAAGCAGCGGGCUGCGAAUACAACAAUGUUGUCAAAGCCACAGUGCUCUUGGCAGACAUAAAUGAUUUCAACCUUGUGAACGACGUUUAUAAACAAUUUUUUACCAGCAACUUCCCGGCUAGAGCAGCCUUCCAGGUCGCUGGCCUACCCAGAGGGGGACUUGUGGAGGUAGAAGCUGUUGCAGUUUUGGGCCCCAUCACUGAUGUCCAAUGACACACUGGUCUCUGAAUGCCAAAGGACCCCGUUCUGAGUGAUAUGCAGCAGCCCACUUGUAUCUAGCCAUGGACAUGAACUUCAUUCAGAAACCUGAAGCAGCUACCAGCGUCUCAACAUGGACUCAUCAUUUCUCAACUGAAAUGUGUUUAUUGCAUCGAUCAACAUUAUGUAUAUAAUAUUGUACAUGGGCUCAAAUUAAGAGUAUCUUCAGACUGUUAUGGAUCAAUGUUUCCCAAUCUGGUCCUUAGGGACACACAGACAGUCCAUGUUUUUGCUGCAGGAGCUGGGAGGGAGCAAAAAUGUGGACUGUCUGGCAGGGAGCAAAAACACGGACUGACUGUGAAUCCCUGAGGACUGGAUUGGGAAACAGUGUUAUAGAUUAUUUGUACAGCAACAUUAACAUGGCAGACCUGCUCUCGUUAAAUCUCUGUUCAUGGAAACCUCGCUGGAUCACAGCAGAAUAACACACACAUCCAUUUACUGCCUCAGCCUUAAGCAUUGAAAGCAUUCCGAAGUAACCUGUUUUUACGGUGUUAUUACAUUAUGUACAAAGGGAGUAUUUACACAAAAGUCGCCGUGUCCGAGAGCCCAAGCUCCCAUCGCUCAGCUGCUUAAGUCUUGGCAACAGGAAAGUGGAAAUGAGUCCACAGCGUGCAUCUGUCCUUGCGUUCUCCCACUUGGGUUUUUGGAAACUUCUCCAUUUUCAUGAACGGGAAUGGAUGGAUUCACUCAUUUUCACUGGGAGCUGAAAAAGUAAAAAGCAGAACUAACCAGCUGAAAGUAGCAUUUAUGUUAGCAGUUUUUAGCAGCCAUAUUUACCUAUUAAUGGGUAAGUGGGUUUUAUAAUAAUAAUAAUAAUAAUAAUAAUCGAUACUUUUUUGAUCCCCGUAGGGGAAUCUCCCACAGCUUUUAAAGCUUAGGCACAGCUCACCAUGGGCUUCCUCGUGGCUGGGGGCCGUGGCGUCGCUGUGCUCAUUCGGGACUGACUCGGCUGCCCCCUCUGAUUCGGAAAGGAGUAAGGGACCACAUGGAAACAGAAAGUGCUGCUUAGUUAGUUUUUCGAUUAUGGUGAGGCUGCAUUAGUCCUAAACAACCUCUUUCAGUUCUUACAUUUCAUCUUAAAACUUUGGUACCUGGGGGAAGCACGAAUCCUGCUUUGUGGAACAUCCCCCCUGAAUCAUAACUCCUGAUAUAGUGGUGUUUUUUUCAUUGAACUGGGAUUUCCAGCUCAGUAGAACAACACAGGUUUAAGACUUAAGAUAAUCCGUGUCAUGGGGGACACAUUGAGCUGGAAUGGGAUUUGUAGGCUACCAUUUCAAUUACAACGACCUGAAUUUCACUUAAGCCAGGAGCGGCCAAUCUUAUCCGCAAAGGGUUGGUGUAUAUGUGGGUUUUUGGGAUGACCUGUAGGUCAGCUGGUCAAACCCAGGUGUGAGGACUCUUCAGCCAGUCAGUCCUCUAAUUAGAAAUCAAAUUAGGGAGUUGCAGCGAAAACACACACACACACCGGCCCAUUACCUCCUCUGACUUAAGCACUGAGUUCUUGCUGUGUGCUGAUUGGUCAGUCUCCUAUAAUCAUGCAUGUGUCACUAAUGUUAAUGUGAAACAGCUGGAUGAGUCUUUCAAACAUAGAAACAAAAAUGUCAAAGCCAUGUCAAAUGACAUGAAUUAUCUGGCCACCCAGACACUGAAGAUACUAAAGAUGCGGUACAGACAGAAGCAGUUGCAUGCAUAUAAGCAGGAGAAUGUCAACUCUGCCAUGCAGAUCACUUUACUAUUAGGUGGUUUUGAUAAGUGGUACUUCGAGCAAAUUAAACUGAUGCAAUAGAACCUG